Molecule: messenger RNA, 1505 nt
Organism: Pocillopora damicornis (cauliflower coral)
Lineage: Eukaryota; Metazoa; Cnidaria; Anthozoa; Scleractinia; Pocilloporidae
Product: adenosine receptor A3-like
Biological process (GO): G protein-coupled receptor signaling pathway
Cellular component (GO): membrane
Molecular function (GO): G protein-coupled receptor activity
Source: RefSeq, a predicted model, not a curated record
UCCACAGUACUACACUAACACUAAAGCACAGCUUCUCGAUCUUACAAAGUAAUGGAAAACAUCACGUCUAACAGUACAACUACUUCCUCUGAGUUCACUUCACGAGUGGGGGUGUGGUACUGGAUUCUAAGGGGUCUGCUUGGUUUGAUCAUUUUGGCGGGAAACACUCCUGUCAUCUAUGUCAUUGUCAGGUGUCACACACUCCAGAAGGCAGCUAAUUGGUUUAUUCUGUCAUUGUCGCUGGCGGACCUUUUUGUUGGGAUUUUCUUGAUCCCUGUUUCUUCCGCAUGUGCUCUAUGGACGAAAACCUGUAACUUCUAUGUCUUGAGAAGAAGUUUCGACCUUCUGCUCUUUGUCUCCAUAGGCAACAUGUGUGCGAUGACCGCUGACCGGUAUCUCUUCGUGGUGAAGCCGCUGACCUAUCAGCAGAACAUGACGAAUUCUCGCGUUUUACUGUGGAUAUUAACCGCAUGGAUCAUACCGAUUAUCAGUUCUCUCGUUCCUUUCGCGUGGAAAUUCUCUAACACGUCGGUAGAUCCAAUUAAAGCCUCUAGAAUAUAUGGCACACUGCAAACCAUCUUCUUCAACCUCCUUCCUUGCGCCGUGAUGUUGCUUAUCUACGGACAUAUUUUCUCCAUUUCCAGAAGGCAUUCGAGGCAGAUUCGCGCCCUUGCGAAGAAUCAACAUUUAACGCACGCAAACAGGUUCAAUUCCCCGCCGCAAAGGGUGGAAAGGUCUGCAACGAGGGUCUUUGGUCUGGUUGUAUUAAUUUUUGUGCUAUGUUGGAUGCUCUCGGCGUACAGGAAUCUCUGUGGCUAUUUUUCUUUACCAUGCCAAGUUACUUUUGAGGUUGUUUUGACAUCUCGGCUUCUCAUGAUCACAAAUUCAGCCAUUAACCCUUUUAUUUAUGCUUUACUGAAGGAAGAUAUAAAGCAAGAAGUGAAGAAGAUGUGUUGUGGACGUAAAACCAGAACUGCGUGUGUAAAUUCACGCAUUCCAUCUGUUUACAAUCACAGAAAGAGGGGUGAUCUUUCUGACAAUUUGUCAGUUGUUAUACGCGAAAACUAAGAGUCGAGAAACGUUGAAAGGACACAGCCCUUAGUGUAUUUUAACUCUGAUUUCCCAAAGAUAAAAACUACUGGAUGAAUUUGGACUUCACUCCUGAUUUUGACGAUAUAGUCGCGCAAAAACAGACUUGAUCAAGCAGUGCUUGUUGCCAUAGAAAUACAGUCGUCUACAAAAGUGACUCUGAGCUUGUUCAAGGAUAGAAUACCCUUUUCAAGUUUCGUACAUCGUGUUCUCCGUUUUCCCAGAGGUUUCAUUUCCUCGUCAGGAACAUCCUUUAUCAGUCCAUACUAAAAACACACAAACAACAACAACAAAAAAAAACUAAAAAAACACCUAAUAGACUUCGACUGUGAGAGACGAAAUUGAAGCUCUAAGUAAGAAAAAUAUGAAGUGUUCUAAACAUGUAAAAAAUUAUUUCCACCGGGGAAGGCCCUCCG